AUGCCCUUAAAUGCAGGCUGUCACCCGUCGCUGGAUGUGCUAGUUCAUUGUCACCGGUCCUCUGCGUUUGGCCAAAUAGACGCUCUUUUGCUUUUGCUGACAAUCUAUCUAAAGACGAUAUCUCGAUGGAAAUAUCCAUCAGCCUUUUCGUUCAUUGUGUCUAUUGUUCACUCUGCAUCUAUCUAUCUAUCUAUCUAUCUAUCUAUCUAUCUAUCUAUCUAUCUAUCUAUCUAUCUAUCUUCUGUUCCUGAUAGCUCCUAUCUAUCUAUCUAUCUCUUUAUUCUUUCUAUCUUUCUUUCUUUCUUUUCUUUCAUUCUUUCAAGUCUAUCUAUCUGUCAUCUAUCUAUCUAUCUAUCUAUCUAUUUCAGAGUCUUUCUUUUCUUUCUUUCUUUCUUUCUUUCUAUCUUUCAGGGAGUCUUUUUCUUUCAGAGAGUCUAUCUAUCAUCUUCUAUCUAUCUAUUCUUUCUUUCUUUCUUUCUUUCUUUCUUUCUUUCAGAGAGUCUAUCUAUCUAUCUAUCUAUCUAUCUAUCUAUCCGAGAUCCUUUUUCUUUCUUUCUUUCUUUUUCUUUUCUUCUUUCUUUCUUUCUUUCAGGAAUCUAUCUAUCUAUCUAUCUAUCUAUCUAUCUAUCUAUCUAUCUAUCUAUCUAUCUAUCAACCAGAGAUUCUUUCUUUCUUUCUUUCUUUCUUUCUUUCUUUCUUCCUUUCUUUCUUUCUUUCUUUCUUUCUUUCUUUCUUUCUUUCAGAGAGUCUUUCUUUUUGUCAGAGAGUCUAUCUAUCUAUCUAUCUAUCUAUCUAUCUAUCUAUCUAUCUAUCUAUCAACCAGAGAUUCUUUCUUUCUUUCUUUCUUUCUUUUCUUUCUUUCUUUCUUUCAGAGAGUCUUUCUUUCUGUCAGAGAGAUAUCUCUAUAUCUAUCUAUCUAUUCAUCUAUCUAUAUAUAUCUAUCUAUCUAUCAACCAGAGAGUCUUUCUUUAUUUCUUUAUAACGAGCUAG
Messenger RNA from Acanthosepion pharaonis, 990 nucleotides. NCBI's taxonomy places the organism in Eukaryota, Metazoa, Mollusca, Cephalopoda, Sepiida, Sepiidae. The record is from the annotation of a GenBank genome assembly.